AAACAUACAUCCAGCACACUUCAGAACCUCCUCCACUCAGCGGAUCAUGGCUACAAGCCAUACUAUCAAAUCCAGGCCGCCCAGGUCGUCGAGUCUGUCCGGGUGAUGUUCUAUGCGUCCGGGACGAUCGACAAGGACGCGACUCCUAUCCGGCUGCACAGGAGUCUCAAGAUCCAUCAUCGUCAGAUCAUGGCUGCCCUCUCCAGACUGGUACUAUCGGCCAAGAUGGCGUCGAGUGUUUGGCCCGCUGAGGGGGCAGUUGGGAAGAUGCGGUCCGAUGUCGACGAUGUCGCAAAUUCGGUCCAGCAAUUCAUCACGGCGGCCCAGAAUGUGGGCGUGACAGUCCAUGAUGUGGACGCGAAGCUGAUCCUCGAUUCCGAAGCACCGCUCGAGUCCAAGCCCGGAGGACUGAAGCUACCGUACAGCACAGCCUCCAGCACCCCUCGACUGUCGUUCGAUAGCGGCGACAAACACCCGUACAGGCGAUCGAUGGGUUCGGCGGGAAUUCUCUCCCAGCUGGACUAUUACUGCAAGAGCGCGUGCAAGGCCAUCGGGGUCCUUUCGUUACAGAUAACCAAAGCUCUGGAGAACUCUCAAAAGGUGGCCUCGCUGACGAGCUUUGACACUUCUCGAGUGCACCUGGCGCCCUCGGUCAUGAACUCGGCGCAGUCCUCACAGUUGGUGUCGCAAUGCCAGCAGACGUUGUCGCAGAUUGGGCAGUUGCUUGCCCUGGUGGGCGAGUACUAUGCCAAGGUCUUGGCGGAUCACCCGACGAUCAAGGACCAUAUCUUUCUGGAUGUCCGGGUCUCGAGACAGGCCCUUUACAACAACGUGGCGGCACUUGUGAUGGCCGUCCAGCUGGCAACGGAUCCCAUGGCCCAGACGACGGUGCUGGAGAUGGCAUUGGAGGCCAUUCAGACGGCAGAGAGAUCCGUCAUGGACCUGACAUCGGCAGCUCGGUCGCUGGCGCAAGAGAAUGAUGAGGCAGAUAGACAGGCGCGAAUCCGGAUUACUUCAGAGACGAGCUCAACAUUGGUCGGCCAGGCGAGUUACUCGAGCUUUCAUCGACAGAGCGAGAUUGAUGGAUAUUUUAUGGAGCUUGAUUCGGAUCUGGAUGCGGAGACGGCCAAGAGCUCGCGUCAUCGGUCGGAUUCUCGACCGUCGUCCUUCUCGUCCAAUUCUUCGAUUUCGGGCGUGUCUGGGAUUUCGGCACCGACCACUCCAGGAACGGAAUACACCGGCCGGUCCCACCCCAGUGUCUUCCCCUUUACACAGCCAUCCGUGACAUCGCCGAUAGAGAUCAACCCACCGACAGCAUCCCGACCUAAUAUUUUGCUCUCUCAAAAGGCCAAUGCUCGGGGUGCAAAGCUGAAGAAGAUGCUGGGCGAGGACGCGCCGACACCAAAGCCGGCCAAGGAGAUCGAGACACCCUGGUACCUGGGGCACGACUAUUCACCAGCAGAUAUAUCGUUCAACAUGGAGGGGCAUGUCCGGGGCGGGACGUUGCCGGCGUUGGUCGAGCGGUUGACGCUCCAUGACGGGCUGGACGCGAAUUUUGUGGCGACGUUCUUGUUGACCUAUCGGUCCUUUACGACGACUUCCCAGUUCUUUACGCUGUUGUUCCGUCGGUUCACGAUCUCACCGCCCCCGGGACUGGAUCCAGCGGAACGGGAGCAGUGGACGGAACGGAAGCUGACGCCGAUUCGGUUGCGGGUGUUCAACAUUAUCAAGUCCUGGCUUGAACAUUACUAUCUGGAGGACGAGGUCGAGGACCACCAGGUGCUGCCACGGAUCAAGGAGUUUUCGGAAUCGAGUCUGAUGCGGGACACGUUGAGCUUCCCGGCGGUGCAGCUGAUCAAGCUGGUGGAGAAGCGAGAGACCUCGGAUGGGUCGUUCCGCAAGAUGGUGUUGAACUUGUCGACACAGGCGCCCCAGCCGAUCACGCCCCGGAAUUUGAAGACGAUCAAGUUCUUGGAUCUGGAUCCGUUGGAGUUUGCGAGACAGUUGACGAUCAUGGAGGCGAAUUGUUAUAACCGGAUCAAACCUGUGGAGUGUCUGGCCAAGGCCUGGACGAGUGAGGACCCGGAGAUGUCGGCCAAGGCGGUCAACAUCAAGAAGAUGAUCGAGACCAGUAACCUGUACGCGAACUGGAUCAGCGAGAUCGUGUUGAAAGAGAAGGAGGUCAAGAAGCGGGCGGCGAUCGUCCGACACCUGAUUACCGUGGCCGAGAAACUGCGCAUGCUGAACAACUUUAGUAUGCUCUCCAACACCACCGCAGCCCUCGCGCACUCACCCAUCCACCGACUCAAGCGCACCUGGGAACUCGUGCCGACCCGGAUGAUGAACGUCUUCACGGCCCUCCAGAACGUCACGAGCUCUGCCAAGAACUGGGGCGACUAUCGUCAGGAGCUCCAUUCUGCCAACCCACCGUGUGUGCCGUUUGUGGGGGUCUACCUCACAGACUUGGUGAUGAUCGAGGACGGAAACCCGGACAUGCUCAAGGGUGUCGAGAACCAUAUUAAUUUCUACAAGCGCGUCUCGACCGCGGAGGUCAUCCGGGAGAUCCAACAAUACCAGUCGGUGCCAUAUUGUCUGACCUCCGUCCGAGAGAUCCAGGCGUAUAUCCGAAGGGGGCUGGACCAUGCAAAGCCAGUGGGGGAGCUGUACGAUAUGAGUCUGGCACUGGAACCAAGGGAGGGUGAAGAGGAAAAGAUCACACGGCUGCUCUCUGAAUCUGGAUUCCUGUAAGAACAAAGACCACUUUCUCCUCCUCCUCCUCAUCCUCCUUCUCUCUCCCUCGACUUGAGCGUCCCUGUCCGCGAACAAACGGCUCACCAUGGUUUCUUCGCCUCCUCCUCCUCCUCCUCUCCUCCUCCUCCCGGUCCCAUGUCGAAAGGCUGUUGCUGGUUUUUAUUUUCACGAUCGCGAUCGCGUCUCGUUUGGAUGGACUCAGGAUCCUGAUACCAGAACUUACGACGA
This is a messenger RNA of Gamsiella multidivaricata, 2979 nucleotides long. RefSeq names its product ras guanine nucleotide exchange factor domain-containing protein. Gene Ontology annotation, biological process: positive regulation of GTPase activity; Ras protein signal transduction. Gene Ontology annotation, molecular function: guanyl-nucleotide exchange factor activity. The transcript is spliced from 3 exons. Gene Ontology annotation, cellular component: plasma membrane. Lineage: Eukaryota; Fungi; Mortierellomycota; Mortierellomycetes; Mortierellales; Mortierellaceae. The coding region runs from base 106 to 2748 and encodes 880 amino acids. The record is from RefSeq and is a predicted model, not a curated record.